AUGAAUUCAUCCGACAUUUGUCCACUUCCAAGUGUUCCUGAACAAGUCACUGCCAAUUGGCUUGGCAAGGUUCUCGGACAGAAUGUGAAAUGUCUGGAACUAACUCGCAGUGUUCUGAACGCCACAGCCAGCAAACUCUUCUUUACCAUAGAGUAUGAGAAUGAUAAAGAUGAUGAAGACAGACCAAAGCAUGUGUGCAUCAAAGGAGGAUUUAAUCCCGCGAUGCUGGCAACAGAAGGCUUCAGAGAGCUUCUGAUAUCCGCCUACACCAACGAAGCGAAGUUUUUCAGUCUUGUUGCACCUACGCUAAAUCACAUGUCUCUUACAAAGGUUUGGUGGGCAGGCGUUAGGGAUGAGCAAGGCAUUCUUGUGAUGGAGGACUUGAACGAGGCCGGAUAUACAUUUGGAAACCCGCGAGAUGUGUGGUCGAUUGAUAAAGUCAAGGCUGGCGUCGAACAGCUAGCAGCACUACACGCUAGCACUUGGGGGUACUCGUACGAAGAUUAUCCUUGGAUCACGGCUUCAUAUGAGGGCAUGAUGAUGGCUCUCGCUGAUAUGUGGGAUGACCAGAUCCAUGGUGCGGAUCGACCUCCGUGUCCUGAUAUCAGCAAAACUUCCCGAGAGCGUACGGUGAAUGCCAUCAAGAAGCAUUUUGCCACCAAGAACCCAAAGUUCAUGUCUCUGAUACAUGGCGAUCCGCACACGGGUAAUACAUAUCUCGACAAAGCUGGCAACCCACGUUUUCUCGACUGGCAGACCUUUCACAUUGGAUCACCAUUCCAUGACCUGUCCUACUUUAUCGUGGGUGCUUUAUCAGUGGAGGACCGAAGAGCGAACGAGGUGGCGGUAAUCGAUCAUUAUCUCGAAGCUCUGGCUAAAUUCGGAGGCCCUUCUCUCUCAACGAAUGAUGAUGAUGUUAUGAAGGAGUAUGCAAAAGCGACGAUGGCCGAAUGUGUGUUUCCGAUGUGCGAACGAUAUGGUGCUGCGAUCGUUGAUCAUAAGUCAAUCGAAAUUGUCGAGGCUCUACGGGACCUUGAGUAA
Molecule: messenger RNA, 1041 nt
Organism: Fusarium oxysporum Fo47
Lineage: Eukaryota; Fungi; Ascomycota; Sordariomycetes; Hypocreales; Nectriaceae
Product: kinase-like domain-containing protein
Exons: 2
Coding region: 1-1041 (346 amino acids)
Source: RefSeq, a predicted model, not a curated record